Molecule: messenger RNA, 699 nt
Organism: Diplodia corticola
Lineage: Eukaryota; Fungi; Ascomycota; Dothideomycetes; Botryosphaeriales; Botryosphaeriaceae
Product: mitochondrial 54s ribosomal protein 41
Exons: 2
Coding region: 1-699 (232 amino acids)
Biological process (GO): mitochondrial translation
Cellular component (GO): mitochondrial large ribosomal subunit; ribosome
Molecular function (GO): structural constituent of ribosome
Source: RefSeq, a predicted model, not a curated record
AUGGCCGCCCCAAAGCUCGGCCUCUAUUUCCGCCCCCACUUCCGGGUGGGCCAAAAGGCUGUAUACCUGUACGCCGCACUUCCCCGGGCCUCAAACCCACGCACACACGUCUCGCCCGCACCGCAUACACCUCCGCCGCACACCUCCGCAAACCCACCCCCGUCCAAUCUAACACGCACAACCACCACCCCCCAUAUACCUGCAGCUGCUAACGCGCCAUCCCUCCCUCGAACCCGUAGGCCCGACUUCACCAUCACCCUCCUCCGCUCGUCCUUCCUGCCGCCCACCUUCGCCAAGUUCAUCGUGCCGCUGAAGCUCAACAAGCUGGAUAUGCGCGACUACCUGUGGCACGCCUACGGCGUCAAGGUCACCAAUGUGCGCUCCUUCGUGCAGCAGGCAAAAAUCCGCCAGGACGACCCCGCCCGCAAGCGCGCCAUGCCGCGCCGCUGGUACCGCGGGCCCUCGAUCAAGAAGAUGACGGUCGAGAUGGACAAGCCCUUCGUCUGGCCCGAUGAGCCCGAGGACUGGGCGCCAUACGGACGCGACUUGUACCGAGCAGCAGAAGAGUUCUCGGAAAAGGAGCAGGCGAAAAUGAUGCCGGAAGCGGCCUACGACGGGCCGAGAGACGCACCAACGUUACGCGAGCAGGCCGAGCGGUUACGCAGUGGCGCGGAGGAAUGGGUGCCGGGCCGGAUUUAA